AUGUAGAAUAAUUAAGGUAGUUAGAGUAUGCGUAUUCGUAUUGGCAAUGAUGGUAAGAGAUUUGAUUAAUUAGAAAGUAAGUAAUUUAUUGUUGAAUAGGUAGUCAAACCAAUUUCAAAUAUAGCUAAAUUUAAUUAAAUGUUAUAGGUAUGGAAAGAAUAUGAUAUACCUGAUUGUCAUUAAAAGUAUUACUAUAAUCUUUUAUUGGAACAUAAGGAAUAAGGUGAUGAUGAAUUAAUUAGAAUUGAAAUUGAGAGCAUUACGAAUAAUAAAAGUGUAGUUAGGACUUUACAUCAAUUGACCAUAGGUAGAGAGAGAUGUCUUAAGGAAAUAUCAAGAUUUAACAAAGGAAACUUUUCAGAUUUUUUGAAAAAAAUUUCAAAAUUUAUCUACGAUUUACGUAAACUGACCUUAAAUUUAAUUGAAUUCCAUAGGAAAUGGAGAAAUAGUUUAAAAUAGAGGUUUGAAUAAAACUAUGUUUGGGAAAUAAAAGAUCGUGAUUAUUUAUAUUAGAUAAAAGAGGAUCAUAAAAUUAUACAAAAUCAUCAUCCUAAGACAAAGGAUUAUUUUUAAUUAAAAGAUGAUGAUAUAUUCUAUUUAGGUGUAGUAUUAUAAGCAGAAAAGGAUUCGGAAUAACAUGAGUAUUUGAUUUAACAUAAGAUGGAUAAGAAAUAUAUAGAAAAGAUGAAAGAUCUUUAAGAAUAUUUUAAUAAAUAGAUAAGGGAUUAUAAACCUGUAAAUGUUGAUAGACAAUAUGAUUAGAAUUCAGAUGCAUAUCAUACAGGUUCACCAGGUUUUUCAAAUAGAAAUAAUAUAAAUAGUAUUAAUAUGACAGAUUUUGUAAGUGAAGUGAUAUAUAAGACAGAAGAAGUGUAGUUUAAUUUAGUUUAAUAUCCAUUUAAAGAUUUAUAAGGAAUAUUGUAAAAUUGGUCAUCAUAGAAUGUAUAAGAAUUGAAUGAAAGUUUUAAAUAUCCUAUAAGUCAUAUAAAAGAUUUAUUAAAAUAUUGGUAAGAAGCAGUUAUAUUAAGAAUUGAUAACAAUGGAUUGCUAAUAUGUUCAAUAGAUUAGGAAUUUAAUGAAAGAAGAUGGAUUCUACAUUAAAUAUAUUUGAAUAAAGUACCAAUGUGGUAAUAAAGAUUGAAUUGUGUAAUACAAAAUUUUAUAAAGUUAUUAAUAUAGAAAGGAGAUCCAUUUACAUCAUUGGCAGUAUGUUGUAGUAAUGAUUAAUCUAUUAAGAAAUUAUUGAGUGAUUUAAAAUUUACACUCUCUAAAAAAAUAACUUAUAAUGAAUUUAAUGUUGUAUUAUAUGAAUAGAAAGUUUAAAAUUUACAAGUAAAUUUGAACAGAUAAUAUUUUACUCCUUUGACUUUAAGGAUGCUUAGAAUAUAUGCAAAAUAAUUAGAGAGUACUCUUAUAACGAAUGAAGAAUUGUUAAUUGCUUAAUAUUGUGCAAAUUUAGGAAAAAACACAAUAAUAAAAUUUGAAAAGAAUAUAUUAGAUUUGUCUUCAUAAUUGAAUGUAAUAAAAUAAUUAAAAAUUAGAAAUAAAAAUUAUAUGGAUAAGAUUAUAUGUUGAUUCAGAAGCCAAAUGAUGUUAAAGUAAAAUAUCAAAUAGAAUUUAACACACCAAUAAAAUCGGCAGUUUAUUUUUAAUAAUUUAAUGUGAGAUUGAAUUUUAGAUUUUUUAGUAGUGAAAUAUAUCAAAAUAAUAAUUGGUCUUAUCUUAGACUUAUUUCGGUAAUAAAACAUAUUUAUUAAUAAUUUAGCAUCCAACUUUGAAUGAAUAAGAAGCAUCCAUUCUAUAAUUGAGUUCGUCAGAAAUUAUGAAUAGUACAAUUUAUUUAAUUUCAACAAUUGACCCUUUUAUAAAGAUGUAUUGAUUGUUAGAUCGAUCUUAGAUUUAUUUAGGAGGUAUAACCAAAUUAGAUUUCCAAAUAGAACAUCCAAUCUGUUAUUAAUCAAUCCUUUGAUAAAUUUGAUAAGAAAUAAGAAUGCUAAAAUCAUCUUUGGUUGCCUUAAUUUCAAUGUUGUGGAAAACAAAUGAAAUUAAGUGAUACCAAUAUUGAAGCAUACUUUCAAAAUGAUACUUAUUUAUCUGUCCAAUAUCCUAGAAAUGCAUCCUUACAUACAAACCAAUAUUUGAACAAUACCGAUAAAAUUAUAUAAACUCCUUUUCUUUUUGGAAUUGUUUAAACUGACCUUGAAAAAAUCAAUAAACCUCUAUUCUCUAUUCUUAUAAAUAAAGAACAUCUAAUUAAAACAUCUGAGAAAAUUACAAAUAAUAAAAACUCUUUACCAAAUUCAAUAUAAUUGAAGCCUCAAGAAAUUGAAUCUACUUUAAAAGAAUUAUUUUAAAAUACACCUUAAGAAAUUUUAAAAUCAUUUUGUUCAAAUCCUACUGUUCUUUCCUAUAAAUUAAAAUAUUCCCUAGAAUGCUCUAUAAUUAAAUUUAAUGUUGGUUAUGCUCUUGUUUAUGUAGAUGAAAAUCAUAUCUUGGAAAAGAGAUGGAUUAUUGAAUCUAUUAUGAUCAAUGAUUUAAAUAAUUUAUCUCAAUUGCUUUCUGAUUUAAUAUCAUAUCUAUUUACUAUUGAUAAUUAUGCUAAUGAAAUAUAAAUUAGUUAGGUAAGACAUCUUUCUAUUGUUUCUAGACUCAUUAUCAAGAAUAAGGAGAUCUUGUAGCUAACACAUUUAUUAUGAAUUCAAUUAAAAAAACUAAGUUUAGAUGGAGACUCGUUGAUAAUGAUGCUAAAACUUAAAUCAGAAAAACUAUUUAUUUUCUUAAACGAUCCAUUUCUGAAUAGUAUCUUAUUUAUAAUAACUUAGUCCUAACAAAAUACCAAAUUAAGUCUCUAUUUAAUUUAGAUCUUAUUAUGCUACUUAAUAAAGUGAAGAGAGGAAUCAUAUCAUAAAUCAUUUACAAUAUAUUCAUUCACCUAAUCAGUAUUAAUUUUUUGAAGAUUCUUUCUAAUGUCAUAUUAAUGGUCAAGUUCCUGAUUCCAAUUAAUUCCUAUUUAAAAAAUUAUAAUCUAUUAAAGGGAAACUUCCAAAUUCAGAAUUCACUUGUGUUAAUUCUCUAGAAGAACUUAAAUCAUAAAUCAAAUUAUAAAUUGAUCUACCAAAUUUUGAUAAUAAAUAUGAACAAGUAUUUAAAUUUAUUAUAAUUUAGUAUGAUAUACUUUAUAUGAAUACAUAAUUGAAAAUUAAAAAAUAGAGGUAGGUUAUUCACUAAAAUUAAAAAUAUUUAGAAAUACCAAACAAUGAUACAUGUAAAUAGAUUUUUUAAUCGGAAAACUAUGAAUUAAAUUAAAAAAUAUAUUUUGUCGCAACUUAAGAUCCUCUUUAUUUUGCAUAUUUUAUAGAAUUGGGAAAUCCUAUAUUAAAAUAACAAAUUCAGUAGGAUUAAGUCAGAAUAGCUAGUCAGGUUUCAUAAGUACAUAUAAUCUUUUCAUAAGGCAUUCCUUAAUAAAAACUUAAGUAGUUAUCAAUUAAUAUGGAUUGAAUAAUUUUAGAAAAAUAUUCCAAUAAAAUAGGAUCAAAAUUACCUAUAUAUUGAUUUUGCUUUGAAUUCACAAUUUUCUAUAGAACAAUCUGUAAUAAUGGAAGAUGAAACAAAAAAUUAAUAAGAAGUCUAUAAGAUUAAAUUACCUAUGUUUUGUGGAUUGUUAAAUACGAAUAUACGAACAUAAUUUGAACGUCCUUUAAUAGGAAUGAUAAUUGAAUGA
Molecule: messenger RNA, 3721 nt
Organism: Paramecium sonneborni
Lineage: Eukaryota; Ciliophora; Oligohymenophorea; Peniculida; Parameciidae
Source: the annotation of a GenBank genome assembly